AUGUGCAACAAGGGGAAGGAGAAGGUGAAUGAAGAAUCAAUAGCCAAUUUGAAGAUGAUGGAAAAUCAUAAUAAUGAGAACAAGAGAAAGGCAAUCGUGUUGGAAGAAUCCUAUGUUGAAACUCAGAAUUCGAGGACUCCCCAAAAAGAUGUUGUUGAAGAAGAAUCAACUGAUUCUUCCAAAGAAAUUUCUCCAUUUCUUCGUUUUGGAUUCAUUGUUGAUCACAGGAAAGGAAUUCAAAAGGCUUACUCGUGCAAAUUUUGUGGCAGAAAGUUCACUAGUCCACGUGCAUUAGGUGGUCAUCAAAAUUCUCACAAAUUAGAGAGAAGUCUCAAAAAAAGGAUCCAAACUUUUAACAAUGCUUGGAUAAAUUACUCAAAUGGUGAUCAAGGGAUAAGUCUAAACACCAUCUCUCCAUUCCAUAUGGGGUGUGGAUAUCAAUAUUAUGGAUUUAACAAUAUGAUUCAGCAUGCAGGGUCAUCAAACUUUUAUGCAGGGAAUUUGUAUGGUGCAUUGCAGCAUAUUCCAGAGAUAGAUGAAGCAAAUGAAGCUAAUCAAAGCAUAAUGAAUCAAAAAGUUAAUAUGUCUGAGAUUGAAAUUGAUUCAGUUUCAGAGGGAGGUGUUGUUAGUGAUAAAGUUGAUCAGGAAGAGAAAGAGACUCAAGAGGAGGAAGCAUCCAAAGUUGAUUUAACCCUUAAACUUUGA
This is a messenger RNA of Medicago truncatula (barrel medic), 705 nucleotides long. RefSeq names its product zinc finger protein 4. Lineage: Eukaryota; Viridiplantae; Streptophyta; Magnoliopsida; Fabales; Fabaceae. Bases 1 to 705 code for a protein of 234 amino acids. Gene Ontology annotation, biological process: negative regulation of abscisic acid-activated signaling pathway. The record is from RefSeq and is a predicted model, not a curated record. The transcript has a single exon.